GAGAUGCUUCAAUUCGUUUUGCUCGCUUUCCUCUUCGCUGCGGCGACGUCGCAGCAGGUGGCUCCGUGCAGGUGCGGCGCCUUCGUCACCGCCGACUCUGGGCAGCUCAUGCUGUAUGAGCUUCCCCCUGUGGAAGUGCACAGCUGCGACCAGAACCAUCCUUGCCAGAACCGCUGCUUCGAGGAGUUCGAACUGCUGUCUGGAGGCGGCGACUUGGAUUUCGUCGGUUCCACCAACGCGACUGUUGGCGAGGUCUUGUGCGAAGCGGCUGGAAUGGCCGUCGAUAGCGAAUACGUGUACGCCUAUUCAGAGCUCUGCGACGGCCCCUGGGAGUGGACUGGCGACGUGACUCAGCAGCCCCUCUGCUGCACCGACGCGGCUGAGUACGUUCCCUGCGAGACGGGGACAACAAUGUAUGUGUAAUGAAGUUUGGCCUUGCAGCCCUUCACGUCAACGAACAGGAUAAUGUU
This is a messenger RNA of Penaeus chinensis, 470 nucleotides long. RefSeq lists its product as uncharacterized. Lineage: Eukaryota; Metazoa; Arthropoda; Malacostraca; Decapoda; Penaeidae. The transcript is spliced from 4 exons. The record is from RefSeq and is a predicted model, not a curated record. Bases 4 to 423 code for a protein of 139 amino acids.